Molecule: messenger RNA, 4238 nt
Organism: Rhipicephalus sanguineus (brown dog tick)
Lineage: Eukaryota; Metazoa; Arthropoda; Arachnida; Ixodida; Ixodidae
Exons: 20
Coding region: 355-2553 (732 amino acids)
Biological process (GO): SCF-dependent proteasomal ubiquitin-dependent protein catabolic process
Cellular component (GO): SCF ubiquitin ligase complex
Molecular function (GO): RNA binding; protein binding
Source: RefSeq, a predicted model, not a curated record
CCAAAUCCAGAGAAGGAAAAGAAGAUGGCGAGUUGUUUGUUGUCCCCAUACGGCACAGUUUCCGCACCUCUGUAGGUCUUUCAUCACGGUAGAGGUAGCAGUUUUUCGGAGCGUAACUAAAGCAUGCACGUCGCUCGGCCCAGCGAUCGCGACAACACCACGUGAGCGUCGGCGGCCAUGCAGUGCGCAGUGACGAAAGGUGCGAAGCCGCCACCAGCGUAGUAGUGAGAAAAGCAGCCGCGGCAGUUAUCCCAUCGGGAGAUGGUGUGAUGACGAUCCGCUAGCGGAGUCAAGCGUCGCCGGGUUUAUCGUCGCCGCGUUCCUCUCAGCAGGCUGGGCACUGCGCGUUUCGUCAUGUUCUCGUACGCGUACCGAAUACGGUGCCUGCAGAAACUGCAUUCGGAAGCGUUCAUGGGUCUGAACGCGGUGUGCCUGCCGGACUGCCUGCCUGCCGGCGCCGUCUACCGAUCGAGCUUGCCUGCGACGCCCGUGUCGACGCCGAUCCGCGAGAGCUGGAUCUUCUCCGAGCAGCAGCUGCGCGAUCGGCUCUGCAAGACCCCUUCCCCUAGAAAGUGUCGCUUCUUCGACCCUAGGCGCUCCGAGUCCGGCCUCAACAGCUUCGACAACGAGUGGCUCGACUCGGCUCGCCGGAAGAUGGAGACCGCCAUGGAAGACGACAAGUCGGACGAAACGAGUCCCGAGGACGCGGACAGCGUCAAGGAGAACGAGACCUUCUACCAGAAGAAACUUUUCGUUGGCAACAUCAGUUAUCGGGUUACGAAGCGUCAGCUGGCUAACUUCUUAAGCAAGUUUGGGAAAGUUGUGGACUGUACCAUUGUGCAGGACCACAUCAAACGAUGGCCCAAAGGGUAUGGUUUUGUGACAUUUUCCAAGGUCGAAGAGGCCGAAAAAGCAAGGAAUGCUCCCCCCGACCAGUUGGAGCUUGAUGGCAGGCAGUUGCGGCUGCUUCCAGCCAACAAGACAAGGGUUUCCAAAAUUCGAAAAGAUGCCCAGGUGGCAGCCGAGCGAAGAGCCCUUGCUAGUGAACUGGACGGUGAUGAAGAGUCAUCAGACAUGGAGGCGGACGUGACCCCAGCGACCCCUCCUCCCUCCCCUCGCCGGUCGGUGGACCACGUGGACGACCUGCCGGACGAUGCCCUGCUUUUGGUGCUCGCCUGGCUCGACAUCAAGUCACGCAUCCGCAUUGAGAGAGUUUGCCAGCGCUGGCGGCGACUGGCACUCCGUCUCUGGAGGUCCCAGGACAAGCUGUCUUUUUCAGGCGUUUUCUCGGUCGGUGACGGAAGGCCGCUGACCGUGAGCAUUCUGCGAGCCCUCCUGGUUCGCUGCGGCGAGUCCUUGCGCAGCCUGGACUUGGCCUCAGCUUCCCACGCCCUCGACUACAAGGCAGCUGAGGCCAUCAGCAUGCUUUGCCCUAACCUGGAGUACCUGGAUGCGUCUGGUGUGCAGCUGACCAAUGUGUCUGUCCAGCAGCUCGCCCAAAAGUGCCCAAAGCUCAAGACGGUGUUGCUGAAAAGGUGUAGCGACGUUGGCGAGAAAGGGCUUUGGUGGCUUCUUCAUCUGUGCAAGUAUUUAGAAUAUUUGGACUUGACGGAAUUACACAAGUUAUCUGGUCAGUGUUUCCACAUGGCGGGAGUCCGGUUGCGUCGCCUCGUGCUUCGUGGCUGUUCGGGUUUGACUGCGACGGGCCUCUCCAAAGUGGCCACCAAGUGUUGCUUCCUGUCCGAGCUGACGCUGAGUGACUGCCUCCAGAUCUCAGAUCACGACCUGCUCCUCCUGUGUCAGAACCUGAGGGCGCUAAGGGUGUUCCACCUGUCAGGAUCAUUCCUCAAUUUGACUGGUGACAGUAUUGGUGCCAUUGGCCAUUUGCCCCUCUUAGAGGAGCUAAACCUGAGUCACAACAAGGUUGUCAACGACGUUGUCAUUGGAGCCAUAUGCGCAGGCUGCACCAAGUUGAGGUUUCUGGACAUCACCGCCUGCAGCCAGGGCAUCACUGACAUUGCGCUGAACCACUUGUCAAGGUGCUCUGGAUUGCGGCAGCUAAGACUCAACUAUUUGGGACAGAUCACAGAUUCUGGCCUGGGUAGCCUGUCCUGUCACGGUUUGCUGCACAGUGUUGAACUUCGGGGAUGCCCUCAAGUGUCCGAUGGAGGGGUGCUGAUUCUCGUGGAACUGUGUCGUGAUCUGAGGCUGCUUGACGUCAGCGGCUGUGAGCUCGUGACCAACGCAGCUGUGACCGGUGCCAUGGAUAUCGUGGGCGAGCGGUCAGAUGUGCUGACGAUCGUCAUAGGAGGCACGCUUGUGGAACCGAACCAGCUCUACCUGGACCCAAAGAGCAAGAUUAAGAUUGAUCGGCGCAACUUCUGCAUUGAACUGUACAGACCAGACAGGUUGGAGCGCAUGUUGUCUUAUCACGAAGACCGUGACGAUUGGGAUCUGGAUGGCUACGAAGGUGACGGCGAAGCUGAAGCGAGAGCCCAAGACAUGCUGGAGAAUGACGAUCCCCUGCUCAUGGAAGACUACGUCUUGUCAUGAUGCCACAUGCUGCAGAGGGGAUGGCUGCGUCCUGGGGCCGACUUGGAAGACGCGUAGUCUCGCAGCUCUCCGGAUGUGCCGUGCGCUCUCACUCUCCCCGUACCACUUUGCUCUCCUCCUCUCCCACAUCACCCACCUAGAGGAUCUUGAGUGCCUCCCCUGCCCCACCCUUUUCAUCGUAUAGAAUGGCCUGAACGCGGUGUACAUAGCUUGAAAAAUGGCGCGUCUUGGCGCGUCAACACAUUUUACCAGGUUGAUGGUUUCGUUUUCUCUUUAGUCGUUCAAGUCGAAAGCAGCCCGCUCUUUUCCCCUGCCCCUCCUCGAUUGUUUGCCAGCAAGAGAAGUUUGUGAUAUAGGUUUAGGCUUUCAAAUAGGCGUAGUACUGUUGUGGCCACUUUUUCUGGUUUUUCGAGCGAUGAACGAUGUUCGACGAAGUGUGAGGAUUUGGGAAUGUGUAGUAGGUUUUUUUGUUUGUUUUUGUGUGCAAGUGUGCUGAACAGCUGCCGUGUGUUGUGUUAUCAAAAAUAAGGUUCCAUGUUGCUUCUGACGCCUUUUGGGGUAAAUUAUGUGCUGUAAAAGUUUACUUAUUUAGGGUGUUGCUAACACAGCUGUGUUAUUGCUCUUGUUUGGGAGAUACAUUUAAAAUGAAGGCAUUUGAAACGAUAGAUUGUUGCCUUUUUGCCCCCGUUUUCAGCACUAAUUUUCUCUACUGUUGAGCGAUUGAACACAGUUUUUACAUUCAUGCUGUUAUGUACCCGCUCCGGAAUGUUGUUGCAUUUGGUUAUUAAGCUAUGGUGCCUUCUAGGCAUCUGUGCAGGGGGACAGCAUUAGGGCUCUUGCAUAGUCGCAUUCACAGUGGUGCAUGUGUUCGUAUUAUUAAGACAUACGAUUUUUAAAAUAUUGGUGUAAGUUAGGAAGGUAAUUUGCUAUUCACAGCUAAGCUGUAUGCUUGUUUUCUAUGUCAUCUGCUUUAAUGUUAGCAAGCCGAAAAAAACAACGCUCACUGUCUUCUGAUGCAAUCUCUCCCAUGGCAAAACACAACCGUUCUGUGUUUACUACCCACAAUAUGCAUACAUAUAUACGCGUACACAAAGACCUGUGGUGCUUGCUAGGAUUGUUGUAUGUAAGUCACUGUUUUCGUUUGAUUCCUAGAGUGAUUUCAAUGCCCAGUUAUCAAAAUGCCCCAUUCCACACCUGACAUAUUGCCACAUAUUUUCCGUAAGAGCACUGGCUGAGAUGGUGUGUAAUUAUACUGUGACGUCAAAUUGAUUGCUUGAAGUGCACUGUUAAUAGUCCGCGUAAAUUGGCGAUUGAAGACAUUUGAGCUCCUCGCAGUAUUGUUUUUCAUUCACGAAGAUUGUCGUAAGUAGAAAAUGCCGCUUGAAGCUUGCAAGUAUGCAAACGCCAAAGCCUGCAUAAACAAGAUGCGUAGACGAACAGAACCCUCCAAACACAUCACAGUUUCUCACACAGCUUCAUUUAAGACUGCAGCAUCACGAAAGCCAAUUUCAAGUGUUUGUGCAACGCCGACAUCUGCAUUUCCAGAGUGCUUUUCGUUGUCGAUCUGAUGUCCGGCUAACCUGUGUGUGGCGGUAGCCGCUGUUGAAAAGAGUUGUUGACUGCUGUACACAAUGCUCUAUUUUUCUCUCUCCUUGUUGUUUGCAGCAGCUGCGAAAUAGAAGAAA